CGUCAUAAGCGCGAUCGCGAUCAGUAUUGUGUCAGCUGAGUGAGAGAGAAGCAGAAGUUUGUUCAUUUUUGUGAGGAACCUGUUUGGAGGUGGGUUUUUUCUUCUUCUGGUGUUAGCGGACGUUAUCAAACAGCAAACCAUCAUGGUUAUGCGAAGUGCGCCUCUGAUGGGUUGGAAGAAUGUGAGCACUGGGUCCGAUGCUGAAAAGCACAUGCCAAUCGCAAGGAUAUGCGUCCAGGUACAGCAGGGUUCGAUCUACGGUGUGCGUGAUAGACUUCCGAAUGGGCAGAACUACUACUACUUCAAGGGAGUUCCGUACGCAAAGGCACCCGUUGGACAGCUUCGCUUCAAGUCGCCGAUGCCGCUGGAGAAGUACGCCGUAUCCUAUCUGGACUGUACCCGGGAGCGUAGCAACUGUCUCGGGUUGGACGUUCUGACGAAGGAGAUCAGUGGCUCUGAGGAUGGACUGUUCCUAAACAUUUACACACCGAAACUUGGCAAGCGGGAUGAUCCGGAACCGCUGCCGGUGAUGGUGUUCAUCCACGGCGGAGGACUUAUUGGAGGCCACGGAGAUAGUUCGCUCUAUCUUCCGAACUAUCUCGUGCAGGAAGGAGUGAUCGUUGUGACGAUCAACUAUCGGCUAGGAGUGCUCGGGUUUCUCUGCUUACCAGAUGCCGGCGUAGAGGGUAAUGCAGGUCUUAAGGAUCAACGAGCCGCCCUACGGUGGGUUUCCGAAAACAUAGCGGUGUUUGGUGGAGAUCCGAACAAUGUGACGCUAUUCGGUGCUAGUUCGGGUGCGAUCGCCGUCAACUUCCACUGUCUUUCGGCCGAGUCUAAGCGCUAUUUUCAUAAGGCGAUUCUGCAGAGUGGUUCCAUUUAUACGGAGUUUGCGUUCCAGGAGCAGCCGGAAGAAAAGGCUCGUCGGUUGGCAAAGUUGUUGGGUCACAGUCCGACCACGGAUUUGGAGGUGUACGAGAUCCUUCGUAAUGCACCCGCACGGAAGCUGUUUGAGCUGCAACCAUUAGUGCUGACCGAUCGUGAGAAAGCUGUGGAACGUCUGUUCCAGAUCCCAUUCCUACCGGUGAUCGAGAGAUCGGACUCCACCGAUGCAUUGAUCACUCGUCAUCCGACGGAGAUUCUGAGUGAGCCUGAUUCGAUGGACAUCCCGAUCAUACUCGGGUACAACGAGCGUGACGGUAUGAUGGUGCUGAUCGACGCCAUCAAAACGCUCGCCGCGUACAAUGCAGAACCGGAACGUUUCAUUCCCCGAACGGUCGCGCUAGACUACUUCUCACCGGAGGCUCGUGCUCUUGGUGAGGAGAUCCGGUCGUUCUACUUCGGAUCACGACCCGUCUGCCGCGACACACUCAAUCAACUUACAGACGUAUUCACUGACAAGUAUCUGCUCGCUUACCGAAUGACGGUGGAACUGUGGGCCCGCCAUCAGCGUCGAUCCAAGUUCUUCGGCUAUCGAUUCGCGUUCGAUGGGCUGUUGAACAAGGGCAAAGCGAUCAUGUCCCUUGGCACCAUGAAAGGAGCGGCCCAUAUCGACGAGGUGUACUAUCUGUUCAGCUCACCACUGCUCCGUACCGAAGUGCCCGAAACGGAUCGUGCCUACGGAUUGCGAAAAACGAUGGUUCGUCUGUGGACCAACUUUGCCCGGUACAGUGAUCCAACGCCGGAACGCACUACUCCCGACCCAACCGUUCCGUUCCGCUGGCAACCACAGCCGAACGUGUCGGACGAACAUCAGGAAGUGCCGCUGAUGUGUCUGAACAUCACCAACGCCGGUAUCGCGAUGGUCGAAAUGCCCGAAAAGCGACGGAUGAACUUUUGGGCCGGAAUCUUCGAACGCUUCAACGGGAAACUGGCCGAUGUCAAGCUGCCCAUGAUCAGCUCGUCCGGCAGUGCUGCCAUCGAUCUUAACAACAACACUCUAUGACGCUGCUCGGUGUGGGACGCCCAUCGACAGCAAGCAUAUGCCUCGCCCGGGCAUCACCGAUUCCAUUGAAUGGUGUGCCCGUGAAUGGGGUGAAUGAAUUGUGUAGCAUUAAUAGCGUUACAAAGCGCAUCUAAACGCGCCUGAAUGAGUAUCGGCCGAAAAGCGGAUCGAACUGCCAUUGCCAUUCUUGUUCACAUUGUGCUAGGGCUCUAUAGAAGAAUAAAGCAACAAUCAGGCGAUCCUCUACCGAA
Molecule: messenger RNA, 2193 nt
Organism: Anopheles stephensi (Asian malaria mosquito)
Lineage: Eukaryota; Metazoa; Arthropoda; Insecta; Diptera; Culicidae
Product: esterase B1-like
Exons: 2
Coding region: 143-1942 (599 amino acids)
Source: RefSeq, a predicted model, not a curated record